Messenger RNA from Pyricularia pennisetigena, 4308 nucleotides. RefSeq lists its product as uncharacterized. Gene Ontology annotation, cellular component: nucleus. Lineage: Eukaryota; Fungi; Ascomycota; Sordariomycetes; Magnaporthales; Pyriculariaceae. The record is from RefSeq and is a predicted model, not a curated record. Gene Ontology annotation, molecular function: RNA binding; 5'-3' RNA exonuclease activity. The coding region runs from base 1 to 4308 and encodes 1435 amino acids. The transcript has a single exon. Gene Ontology annotation, biological process: nuclear-transcribed mRNA catabolic process; rRNA catabolic process.
AUGGGUGUUCCCAAGUUCUUCAGGUGGCUCUCUGAGCGCUACCCGGCCAUCUCGCAGUUGAUCGCGGAAAACCGCAUUCCCGAGUUUGACUGUUUAUACCUCGACAUGAACGGCAUCAUCCACAACUGCACACACAAGGACUCCCAUGAUACGUCCUUUCGCUUGAGCGAAGAUGAGAUGUUUAUUCGCAUCUUCAACUAUAUAGAACAUCUUUUCGGCAAGAUCAAACCCAAGCAGUUGUUCUUUAUGGCAAUAGACGGUGUGGCGCCCCGCGCCAAAAUGAACCAGCAGCGUGCUCGACGUUUCCGCACUGCGCUGGACGCCGAGAUGGCUCGCGACAAGGCUGUUCGCGAGGGCCAGGAGCUCCCCAAGGAGGAGCCGUUCGACAGCAACUGCAUUACGCCAGGGACAGAGUUCAUGGCAAAGCUGUCUGAACAGCUCAAGUAUUUCGUUAACAAGAAGGUGUCAGAGGACACCGAGUGGCAGGGUUGCGAGAUUGUGCUGUCGGGGCAUGAGGUUCCGGGAGAGGGAGAGCACAAAAUCAUGGAGUAUAUCCGCAACGCCAAGGCCCAGCCGGAUUACAACCACAAUGUCCGCCACUGCCUGUACGGCCUUGACGCCGAUCUCAUCAUGCUGGGUCUGCUAAGUCAUGACCCCCAUUUCUGCCUCCUCCGUGAGGAGGUCACCUUUGGCAGGCAGUCCAAAAACCAGUCCAAGGAGCUUGAGCACCAGAACUUUUACCUCUUGCAUUUAUGCAUUGUGCGGGAGUAUCUAGAGCUAGAGUUCCAGGAUCUCAAGAAAGAUGGUCGGAUGACGUUCCCAUUUGACAUGGAGAGGGUCAUUGAUGAUUUCAUCCUCAUGGCAUUUUUCGUCGGCAACGAUUUCCUUCCUAAUCUUCCGCAUUUGCACAUCAACGAGGGCGCUUUGGCGCUUAUGUUCCGCCUGUACAAGGAGAUAUUGCCCAAGUGCGACGGUUACAUCAACGAGGGCGGCAGAGUAAACCUUCAAAGACUGGGUCUGCUCCUGGAAGGCCUUGGAGAAGCCGAGCGCAGGUUCUUUGAGGUGGACAUGCAGAACGAGCAUUGGUUCAGGUCUAAGCAACAGAUGGAGAACUCUGAGAGCGCUCCGGUCAAGUCGCGGCCCAAGGGUCAACUCCAAGUCACCACGUCGCAGAAAAAUCUCUGGAAGCAUAAGAUCAAGCCCUUUAUCACCAAGCGGCCACAGACACCGCUCAACCUAGGGACAGGCCUCAAUGCGGCAGACCGCAAGUUUGCACAGGAGAUUGCCGAUAGCUUCCGCCUUACUUACGAGACUCUGGCUGACGACGAAGGAAACAGGGCUAUCGUACUUUCCUUCCCGAAACUGCCCGCCGCGUCUGAAAAUGAUGACGACGAUGAUGGUUUCGAGGAGGAGGGUGAUGCAGCCGCCCACCGUGAGAUGCUCAAAUACGAUCGCGCCGCUGUCGUAGAUACAUCUCCUGAGGAGGCAAAGGCCGCCAUGGAGGUUCUCUACCAGCAAAAGUUCCAGGAAUGGAAGGACAAGUAUUACUCUGAAAAGUUCGAAUGGACGCCUGAAACCAAGGAGCAGGGACUGCGAGAAUUGGCAGAGAACUACGUCCAGGGUCUUCAGUGGGUUUUGUAUUACUACUACCGUGGCAUUCGGUCGUGGCCAUGGUUCUACAAGUUCCAUUACUCGCCCAUGAUUUCGGACGUCAUGAAGGGUUUGAAUGCCGACAUGAAUUUCACACUCGGCCAGCCCUUCAAACCAUAUGAGCAGCUUAUGGGUGUUCUUCCAGACCGAAGUAAGAAGAUUGUUCCCACCGUCUAUUGGGAUCUCAUGACCGACCCCAACUCGCCCAUCAUCGACUUCUACCCCCGCGAUUUUGAGUUGGACAUGAACGGAAAGAAGCAAGAAUGGGAGGCCGUGGUGAAGAUUCCCUUCAUUGACGAGAAGCGACUUUUGGACGGAAUGGCCACCAGAAACCAUCUCUUGUCUGAUGUGGAGAAGUCGCGCAACGGCUUUGGCGUGGCUCUCAAGUUCACUUACGACCCGAACCUGGAUUUUCAGUACCCAUCAUCACUGCCCGGCAUCUUCCCCGACAUUCCGCAUUGUCGCUGUGUCAUGAACAUCUUUGAGCUUCCCCCCACAGAAGGUUUGGAGUACCUUCACGGACUUACGGAUGGCGCUCUGUUGAACGUAUCUGCACUGGCGGGAUUCCCUAGUCUGGCUACGCUGCCUUAUACUGCUGCGUUGGGCUUUCAUGGCGUCAACGUGUUCCAACAGGAGAGUCGGAAUGAGAGCAUGGUUGUUACGCUCUCCGACACUGAGAUGAAGACGAAGUCCUCUGCAGCUGUGAUGAAGCUCGGACAACGCUGCCAUGUUGGCUAUCCCUUUUUGACAGAGGCCAAGGUCGUCCGUGUCUCUGAUGAACUGUUCAACUACACGCUGGAUACAAACGGAAAGGUCGUACAGACACCUCAUCAGCACAAGGAAAUGGAACAGUUCCAUAGCAAGGCCCGGCGCAUCGAAGAGUUUUACAGCAAAAGACUAGGCAUCCUCAUUGGCGAUGUCGAAUCUCUGGUGCAUGUGGAAAUGCUCAAGGGCUUGAUUAAAACCGAGGAAGGUGCCACUAUCAAGGAGUAUGGCGAGGUUCCUGGUAUGGAGACAGACUACGCACCGCAGGUCAUUGUCGAUGAGGUGAUCAACGAAGACGAGCGGUUCAUCGAGCGAGCCGCUCUACCGAUCGAGGAGGAAUUCCCACUUGGCUGUCACGCAUUUUUCUUGGGUGAAUAUGCUUACGGACGGCCAUUGGAGGUGGUCGGACACAAGGGUAACAAGGUCGAUGUUCGGGUCUCUGUCCUCAAGAAGCCCGAGGCCGACUUUGCCAAGAACAUCAUUUUCCAAGCGGAACGUAAUAACAGAUACGUGCCGUCCUAUGCCGUUGCCAAGAGUCUUGACCUCCACCCCCUCGCUCUCAGCAGGAUAACAGCAUCAUUCUUUGUUUACACCAUGAAGGGCAGCUUGAAGGUUAAUUUGGGCCUCAACCUCAAGUUCGAGAGCAAGAAGCAAAAAGUGCUCGGGUACUCGAGGAAGUCGGGUUCGGGAUGGGAGUUCAGUCCGGCUACGAUCGGCCUGCUGGCACAGUAUAUGCAAAAAUUCCCGGAUCUCUUUGCUGGGCUCAAGCGACUACCGAGCGGCAAUGAGAUCAAGGACACGGACAUUUGGCAGGACGAGAAAGUGGCGCAGGCGCGUGUGAAGGAGAUUGGCGCCUGGCUCAAGACGAUUGAGACGAGCAAGUUUGAGCGUGUGCCGCUCGAUGCCGAGCAACUUGACUCGGAAGUCGUCAUGGCGUUGGCAGCAUCUACAGACCAGCUUAAUCUCGCAGCCCCUGAGUUUGAAGCCAAGGGACUCAAAGCAGUACCCCGAAGUGCGCUGCUCAAGCCUGAGGACGCCGAAGUACGACUCGGAAACCAGAACUUUGCAUUGGGUGACCGCGUUGUGUAUGUUGCCGCGUCCGGCAAGGUACCCAUCGCAGUCCGCGGCACCGUUAUUGGCAUUAGCCGCACGCCGACUGCCAAGCUACUUGACAUCGUUUUCGACAUCACCUUCAUGAGCGGUGGCAGUCUGGGAGAGCGAUGCCCGCCGUUCCGUGGCCAGACGGUUGCCUCAUCCACCGUGCUCAACCUGACCAACAGGCAGGUCGUGACGGGAAGCAAGGCUACCCUUGCGCGGAAGCCUCUUGCCCCGUCCGUUACCACACUUUCUGGUGGCGUUAAUGGUGCCAAUGGACUCAGGCAGAUGAGAGAUUCGCCGACACCUCCCCCGCUUAGAGGCUCUUGGAGAGGUGCAUUGAACGGAAGCAGCGCAAACGGCGGCGGCCGUGGCAGAGGAGCUGCGGGCGCUGGCUACAAUGGGACUCAGGGCCCGCGUAACGGUGGGCCCUUGCAGCACAGCUCAUUGGUGUAUAGGCCCGCACCAGGAGCGGAUGGUCAUGGACAACAGCAGCAGCGUGGAGGUCGUGGUGGGGGGCGCGGACGUGGUGGUCUCGGAUAUGACAACGCCGCAGGUCAGGCCAACGGCUACUCCGCACACCCCAACGGUAGCGGGGCGGGCGCUUCGCCGAUGCCAACGCAGUCAUACAACAACGUGCCGCCGCCCGCAAGCCUGGACACAUCAUCUGGUCGCGGUAGGGGCCGCGGCCGUGGGCGUGGAGCUCGGGGCGGACCAAACAUGGGUGGUCGCGGAGGCCAACACGGACGUGGGCGCGGCGGCGGUGGUUCAGGCGCUCCGCGCGGCACCUCAUCUUAG